UCCGUUCUUUCUCUCUCUUUCUUCCCUCUUUCUCUCUCUCUCUCUUUCUUCCCUCUUUCUCUCUCUGUCCAUCCUCACUGACGGCGGGGAUACACUUUGAUUGACAGCUGGGAAGAUGGGGACCUUGCUGUCGGACUUCAGGGUGAAUUUGAUUUAAAUGAAACCGUGAACCGCCUCGCGCUGAUUGGUCGACGCCCGUCAUAUGUCCGGAUGUCUGUCGUCACUCCGAUUAUCCGGGUAGCUCAUUGGUCGGACCUGAGGGGGGGCGUGCCCCGGUUUGAAUACAUAGAACGAGGCUUUGGAGCGGAGGCGCAUGAUUCCGGUCUGGCGCAGGGACGCGGACUGAGGUCCGAUGUGUCUCCGCACAGCCGCCCUCAGACCCGCUCACUCAGCUCCGAGUCGGUUCUGCUCGCUGCGUGCGGACUGUGGCCAUGGAAUGCGCAGUGGACGCGCAAAGCCUGAUCUCCAUCUCCCUGAUGAAGAUCCACAACUCCAGGACGCAGAGAGGCGGCAUCAAGCUGCACAAGAACCUGCUGGUGUCCUACGUGCUGCGCAACGCGCGGCAGCUCUACGUCAAGGAGCGUUACGCGGAGCUGUACCGGAGGCAGCAGUACGACGAGGUCCUGACGGUCUGCAAUGAGAUCCGGCAGCUGGAGCCGCUGGACGCCGCCGACGAGGCGGAGCAGCCGCCGUUCCACCGAGCCGCUGCGCACGGCGCGCCGCCGCCGCACGCCUGCGCUCCCCAGGACCCGGAUCCGUCUGCGUACCGGACCUUCCGCAUGGAGCCGAGUCCCGCGUCGAACUGUGAGCACUUUCCCGGAAGCGGCGGCGCGGACUGCAACAAAACCACCGUGCUGGACCUGGACACGCACGUCGUGACCACCGUGGAGAACGCCUUCCUGCACCAGGACUGCUGCUGCGCCGCGCAGGCUCCGGCCAAGAAGCGCAAGGUGGACUUCGGUGCGUCCGACGCCGAGGAGGUAGCGGACUUUACGGCGGUUCGUAAGCGUGCCAAGCGGGAGGACUAUUCCCACUCCGGUCCGGAUCACUCGGACACCUCCAACAUCUCCAACCUGAUCUCAAUCUUCGGUUCGGGGUUUUCGGGGCUGCUGAGCCGGCAGGCGGACCUGGAGCAGAUCUGUAGCAAACAAGCCCUGGCGAGCCUGGGCGCGUGGACCCGGGCCAUCGUGGCGUUCUGAACCCCACUUUCACGUCGGGGCGCUCGGGGUCAGCGCUAACAACAUUUUCUCCUGCUAAUCUUAUUUUGGUAACAACGGAAUGUUGCCAAGUUCCCGGCAGGAUUUACGCAACCAGCGGAAAGUUACGCGACGCCUUCCGGGAAUGACAGUGUGGAACGAGGCGGUUCAACCGGAUCAGUUCCUGGAGAUUUCAGGAAAUGUGACUCAGUUGGAGGUUGGAGGGAAACAUUCUGAAACGCACCACAGCGUUUUUAUCCAGAUUCAGAAACCACACACAGACCCGAGUGCGUGUGUCUUCGCAAAUCAAACCCACGUCACGUGAACCUACAAACGACAGGGGGGCGUGGCCUGCUCACACUUUCCUGUGUUAAUGUUAAAUAACAGACGGUGAGACAGACACCAGCUGGGCUUCAUUACAGAUCGGCACAAAAGUUUAGUGAUAUUUUCAAAAUGUCAAUUGUUUUAUUAUUGUUUUUUAAUUGUUGUUUAGUAGCAGCGCAGAUGAUGAAGGUAAAAUCUCUUAAUCAUUCUAAAGUCAGUUUUAAGCAGAAACGAGGUGUUACUGGGUGACGCUUUGAGUGAACGUACCAGCUAGCAGCUUGUGUAGCCGCAGCGCUCUGAUCGCUUCCUCUGCCUUUGUGAUGAAACAAUGCUGAAUUUAUGUGUAAAUUAUUGUUGUAAAAAAGCUUCAGAUAUCUGUCGCAGAGAUAGAUG
This is a messenger RNA of Thalassophryne amazonica, 1913 nucleotides long. It is a transcript of the gene ier5l, whose product is annotated as immediate early response 5-like. The coding region runs from base 432 to 1199 and encodes 255 amino acids. NCBI's taxonomy places the organism in Eukaryota, Metazoa, Chordata, Actinopteri, Batrachoidiformes, Batrachoididae. The transcript has a single exon. The record is from RefSeq and is a predicted model, not a curated record.